This is a messenger RNA of Haliotis rufescens (red abalone), 2506 nucleotides long. RefSeq names its product putative deoxyribonuclease TATDN2. Gene Ontology annotation, molecular function: hydrolase activity, acting on ester bonds. The record is from RefSeq and is a predicted model, not a curated record. Bases 1 to 1437 code for a protein of 478 amino acids. The transcript is spliced from 2 exons. Lineage: Eukaryota; Metazoa; Mollusca; Gastropoda; Lepetellida; Haliotidae.
AUGAGUCAUUUGCCCCAGUGCUUUGAUGAGGGACAAAUGGAGGUGAAGCGUCUGGUUCAGGCCCAGACAGGACUGAUCUGGCUGGCCAAACAGAUCUUCGGUCCCGGGUCUACUCCUGAGGACCUGGUAGAUCAUUUAAAUGGCUCCGACCUAUUGGAGGAAUAUCCCAUUUCCCCAAGUGGUCUUACCCGGAUGAGAGAGUUCUCUCACAAGCUGGCUCUUGGGGGUCCCAAUAAGUUCACCAUGUGCCCGGUGAACUCGGUGGCUGUUCUCCUUCAUUGGAGGGUCGUUGGGAACCUUCUCAACCUGCUUACCGAGGAGCAGAGAGCCAGGUUUAAGGCUCUCUUUAGUCUUGGUUUGGCACCACAGCUACAGUCACUGGCAAGUGUGACCAGCCCAAAGGAGGUCGGACCCACUGCACUGGUCACAGCCAAGCCACUGUUCAGACAAGAGGAGGAGGGUCCUAUGGAGGCAGAGACCCCACCGGAAAUGCCAUCCCCAGCUAUGGAGCAGGUUUUGGACGUCCUCGUCUUGGAUGAGGGCGCCUCAGAGUUUGAUGGUCAGUCCCUUGCGGGUCCCAUCUCACCUCAGGCCAUUGACUCUCACUGUCAUCUGGAUCGUCUCCAACUUAGACAGUUUGGCAAGUACCUAGAAAGUAGGUCUUUGGAGGACACCCUAAAGCCAGGACCCCAGCAACAUCCAGAUCGACCAUUUCAGUUGGUUAGUGUGGUGUCCGUACAUUGUGACCCGGACACAUAUCCUAAGGUCACAGGCCAGGACACAAGGAUCCACCACGCUAUUGGUCUGCAUCCUAAGAAGGCAGACCAAUUUAACCAGGCUAUCAAGGAGAAGAUCUGCCACCUCCUGAAACAGCCUCAAGUCGUCGCCCUAGGGGAGAUCGGUAUCGACCAGUCCACCCCUCCAGCCUCCUGGGUGCGACAGAGGGAGGUGUUCCAAAGCCUGCUUAAACUCAAGCCAUCAGGCCUACCGGUGGUAGUCCAUUGCCGUGGCAACGCAAUGGACAAGAAGAAGAAUUUUGGUGCUGUGGCCCAUUGCCUUGCUAUAGGCAUCCUAGAUAGGCACUGCCAGGAAUCCAAAGCAGAUAGUGUAUCAGACAUGGCCAUUCAUGUCCAUUGCUUUGGGGGAGAUUACCAGGUUCUAGAGGCCUGGUUGGUCAAAUUCCCCAGGGCCUACUUUGGAUUUUCUGGAAUGGUGGCGAGAUUCACAUCUCAACAAAAGAGAGCUGUAAGGAGGGUACCAGAAGAUAGGCUACUCCUAGAGACAGAUGCACCCUACCUGUCCCCGAGAAAUAACAGGAUCAGCACCCCCAAUGAUAUAGGCGAGGUGGCCUACUUGGUAUCAAGGAUCCGUGGGACAACAGUGGAAUCGGUUCUCGCCACCACCACAGCCAACAGCCAAGCCCUGUACCACUUCUAGUAAGUGACUAUAAGGACACCCGGGUUACUCCUGGGGGUCAGGAAAGUGGUACAGCCACGAUAAACAACUCACCCCAUCAAGUACCCGUGUCCAUUCAUGGGUAUUUUGCAUCUUAAUUAUCCGAUGCUAAUUGUGGGGUACAAACCCUCAACACCUCGCAUGAUUGAAUGUGUGGAGUAGGGCUGCAAGGAUUUAAAAACUAGUACAAGGAAAUACAAGACACAGUGAAUCAAGUACCCGUGUCUAUUCAUGGGUAUUUUGCAUCUUAAAUUAUCUGAUGCCAUAGGCUGUGGGGAUACCAUUAAACCUACAGACCCUUAACACCUCGCAUGAUUGAAUGUGUGGAUUAAGGUUGCAAGAAUAUAGAAACUCCAUAUUGACACAGUUAAUCAAGUACCCGUGUCCAUUCAUGGGUACAAACCCUUAACGCCUCGCAUGAUUGAAUGUGUGGAGUAAGGUUUUCCAGCAAUAUUAAAGCAUCCCUCCCAGCGAUGACGGACGUCUUCGGAUGUGCCAGAGCGGCUAAAAAAUAAGGUGUUCCUCCAGCAAUGACGGACGUCUCCGGAUGUGCCUGAGCAGAAAAGAUGGGGGAGGACCUUCAGCAAUGACGGACGUCCUCGGAUGUACCCGAGCUUAGAAAACAGGGAGGAGUGUUGUGUGAGACGAUCUCUACUUCCGUCGGAGACAUUCGGUUUCCCUCGGAAGUGUUCGGGCAGCCGAGGCCGAGGUGCACGUGGCCGAGCGCUGCCGGAAAAGGGAUCGUCUGCAACGAAGCUUCGAGAAAGUGGAUCGUACUACGUCCAAUUGGAUCCGCAGAGGCGUCGACACGACAACAUCAUGCCUGAUGCAUGACUGUGAACCAUUUCCUACUGCUUGGGGAAUCCAUUGCUGGUGUAUGUGAAACCAACCGUGUAAGGGCACAUCCAAUGACCUUGACCUUGACCCUGUAUAAGGUCGACGGCAUUGUUACUAGCGGGACGCGAUUACAAGGAAGGAUGUAUAGCGUGCCGUCAACACUUUGAUAACGAAGGAAAUAUAGUUGGAGAACGCCACUGCUUUUACAAAGGAG